Molecule: messenger RNA, 5226 nt
Organism: Lagopus muta (rock ptarmigan)
Lineage: Eukaryota; Metazoa; Chordata; Aves; Galliformes; Phasianidae
Gene: EPHA8
Product: EPH receptor A8
Exons: 17
Coding region: 257-3211 (984 amino acids)
Biological process (GO): cell surface receptor protein tyrosine kinase signaling pathway; protein phosphorylation; axon guidance
Cellular component (GO): plasma membrane; neuron projection
Molecular function (GO): ATP binding; transmembrane-ephrin receptor activity; protein binding
Source: RefSeq, a predicted model, not a curated record
GCUCCGGCUGGGUCCAGCGUGUGCGUGCGGAGCGGGAAGGGGGGCUCGCUGCAGAGCCCACCCACCCCAUUGGCUUGCGAGCGGUGACAGGCAGGCUGCGCCCUCCCCGCCGAGCCGCUCGCCUGUGUGGAUGCGAGCAAUGUGCGCAAAGUGCCUUUGCAUGAGCCGGCGUGUGCCGUAGCUCCGGGCGCUCGAUCGCAAAGGUGCCGAGACCACCGCGGCAGCCCCAUCCCGCAGCCGGCGGCCCCACCGGACCAUGGCAUGGGCACAGGGGGACCUGACGUCCUCGCUCUCCAUCGUCAUCGCUUUGGCUGCCUGCCUGUCUGCCACCACCAGUGAAGUGAACUUGCUUGACACGUCAACGAUGCCAGGGGACUGGGGUUGGCUGACCUAUCCCUCACAUGGGUGGGAUUCCAUCAAUGAAAUGGAUGAGUUUUUCAGCCCUAUCCACACCUACCAGGUCUGUAACGUCAUGACCCCCAACCAGAACAACUGGCUACGAACCAACUGGGUUCAGAGGGACGGCGCGCGGCGGGUCUACGCCGAGAUCAAAUUCACCCUGCGGGACUGUAACAGCAUGCCGGGCGUGCUGGGCACCUGCAAGGAGACUUUCAACCUCUACUACCUGGAGUCUGACCGUGAUCUGGGUGCCAGCACCCGUGAGAGCCAGUUUAUGAAGAUUGACACCAUAGCGGCCGAUGAGAGCUUCACCAACGUGGAUCUGGGAGUCAGGCGCCUGAAACUGAACACAGAAGUUAGGGGUGUGGGGCCCUUGAGCAAGAGGGGUUUCUACUUGGCCUUCCAGGACAUAGGUGCUUGCAUCGCCAUUGUUUCAGUGCGGGUGUACUACAAGAAGUGCCCGGCAAUGGUGAGGAACUUGGCAUCCUUCUCUGAGGCUGUGACUGGAGCAGACUCAUCCUCCUUGGUGGAAGUGCGGGGAGAGUGUGUGGGCCAUUCAGAGGAGAGGGACACCCCCAAAAUGUACUGCAGUGCCGAGGGAGAAUGGCUGGUGCCCAUCGGGAAGUGCGUGUGCAGUGCUGGCUAUGAAGAGCAGCGGGAUUCCUGCAUGGCAUGCCAGCUGGGCUUCUACAAGUCGGACCCUGGGGACCAGCUGUGUGCCAAGUGCCCCCCACACAGCCAUUCGGAGAGCCGGGCAGCCCGCGUGUGCCGCUGUGACAGCAGCUUCUACCGGGCAGUGCAGGACCCCCCCUCGGCUGCCUGCACACGCCCUCCCUCCGCUCCGGUGAACCUGGUCUCCAGCGUUAACGGCACCUCGGUGACACUGGAAUGGGGUCCUCCCUUGGACAAGGGGGGGCGCAGUGACGUGGUGUACAACGUGCAGUGCCGGCGCUGCGGGGCGGAUGCGGGGCAGUGCGAGGCGUGCGGCGGUGGGAUCCGCUUCGUCCCCCAGCAGAUGAGCCUGGUGCAGGGAGCGCUGACCGUCACCAAUCUCCUGGCCCACACCAAUUAUUCCUUCUGGGUGGAGGCUGUGAAUGGGGUGUCGGAUCUCAGCGUGGAGGCCAGGAGAGCCGCCGUGGCCAACAUCACAACCAACCAGGCAGCCCCAUCGCAGGUGGUGGCCGUCCGCCAUGAGAGCACAGGUCAGAACAGUGUCACCUUGCUGUGGCAGGAGCCAGACCAGCCCAACGGCAUCAUCCUGGAGUAUGAGAUCAAGUACUAUGAGAAGGACAAGGAAAUGCAGAGCUAUUCGACCCUGAAAUCCAAGGGCACCGCUGCCACCAUCUCUGGGCUCAAGCCUGCCACCCGAUACAUCUUUCAGGUUCGGGCCCGAACAUCUGCAGGAUGUGGGAGGUUCAGCCAGACUGUGGAGGUGGAAACAGGGAAGCCAGUUUCCCUCCGCUAUGACACGAUGACCAUUGUCUGGAUCUGCUUGACACUCAUCACUGGCCUCGUUGCCUUGCUGGUGGUCUUAAUCUGCAAGAAGAGGCACUGUGGGUACAGCAAGGCGUUCCAGGACUCCGAUGAGGAGAAGAUGCAUUAUCAGAAUGGGCAAGUGAAGUUCCCCGAGUCAAAGUUCUACGUGGAUCCCCACACAUAUGAAGACCCCUGCCAAGCUGUGCAUGAGUUCACCCGUGAAAUUGAGGCUUCCCGGAUCAAGAUCGAGAAGGUCAUUGGGUCUGGGGAAUCUGGAGAGGUGUGCUACGGUCGCCUGAAGCUGCCAGGGAAGAGGGAGAUCCCCGUGGCCAUCAAGGCUCUGAAGGCAGGCUACACUGAGAAGCAGAGGCGUGACUUCCUAAGCGAAGCCAGCAUCAUGGCACAGUUCGACCACCCCAAUGUCAUCCACUUGGAGGGGGUGGUGACCAGGAGCAAAUUGGUCAUGAUUGUUACUGAGUACAUGGAGAACGGCUCACUAGACACCUUUCUCAGGAAGCACGAUGGGCAGUUCACCAUCAUCCAGCUGGUGGGCAUGUUGCGCGGCAUCGGAGCGGGCAUGAGGUACCUGUCUGACCUGGGCUACGUGCACCGGGACCUGGCUGCCCGCAACAUCCUGGUCAACAGCAACCUGGUCUGCAAAGUGUCCGACUUCGGCCUCUCCCGCAUCCUUGAGGAUGACCCGGAUGCUGCCUACACCACCACGGGGGGCAAGAUCCCCAUCCGCUGGACUGCUCCGGAGGCCAUCGCGUACCGCAAGUUCUCCUCCGCCAGCGACGUGUGGAGUUACGGCAUCGUCAUGUGGGAGGUGCUGGCCUACGGCGAGCGUCCCUACUGGAACAUGACCAACAGGGAUGUCAUUAACUCAGUGGAGGAAGGCUACCGCCUGCCGGCCCCGAUGGGCUGCCCCACAGCCCUGCACCAGCUGAUGCUGGACUGCUGGCAGAAGGACCGAAGCGAGAGGCCUCGCUUCUCCCAGAUCGUUGGCAUUCUGGACAAACUGAUCCGAAACCCAGACAACCUGAAGUGCACUGCCACCGUGAACCGGUUCACCCAGACGCCCUUCAACAGGACUCUCCUUGACUUCUCCUCCUGCCUGACAGUGGAGGACUGGCUGGACUCCAUCCGGCUGGGGCACUACCGGGACAACUUUGCCAUGGCAGGGUACUCCUCCCUGGGCAUGGUGAUGAGCAUGAACAUUGAGGAUGUUCGGAGUCUGGGCAUCACCAUGAUGGGUCACCAGAAGAAGAUCUUGAGCAGCAUCCAGGCCAUGCGCUCCCAGCUGCUGAACACAAACGGCCCCAGGAGGCACCUCUGAUCACCAGCUCUGCAGACCCACACCAUACAUUCCUUAACACUUACUUUGGCACAGGGGCAGCAGGGGGGGGUGAAUGAGAAAGGGGCACCAGACCAUGAUCUGGAACUCCUCCAGCAUCUCUUUGAUUUUGGGCUUCGGUGGAAGUAUGGCUUUCCAAGUACCUUGACAAUCCUGCUGCCUCCUUCCCCCAUCUGAAGCCAAAAGGGAGGAGCAGCAAACAAAACAGCAAUACCAGGACCUACAGGACUGAGCUUGUCAUAGGCCACAGCUCUUUUGGAUUUGAUGAGGGGAGUCUGUUGGAUCUCUGAACUGAGGAGGGUCCCACAGACUGCCACACAGCAGAGGCAACCCUGCUCCCAGUACCUCACAGUGCUCUAACCUGGAACAGCCUGCAAGUGACUUCAUGGGCACCUCCACUAAGCCUGGGAGAGCAGGGGACAGAGUGCCAGCCUGCAGCACUAGGGACUGCUGGCAGUGCUAGGGGCUGCUGGCAGGCUCCCUGUGCUCUCUCCACCUGGGGAAAGAGGGGGCCAGGGUUUUCUACCUGGAUCCUUGGAAGCCCCAUGUCCUGCAGGAGUCUCCACCUCUUGAACACACCAGCACUGCUCCUGUUUGGACACAGCACAAGCAUCCCAGGGCGGCCUGGGCAUGUUUUCUAGGGCCACACGCUCAGGUUUCUCCCCUGGCAGAACUGCCAUCUCCUGUCCUUUGGUCUCCCCCAGCUGCACCGCAGCACAGUGGGAGAAUUUGCUCCCACCUCGCGUCACUGGGGCCGGAGAGACUUGUACCAAACUUUGUUCUUAUAUCGCCCUAGAGGAACACAAGAGCUGCCAGAUUCUCACACUGCCAGCCUACAUCUGGGGCUGCCGUGUUAUCUGCAGAGCGUGGAUCCUGAGCAAUAUUUCCAGCUGCAGUCACACAGUCCUUGUCACACAAAGCUGGCAGGAUCUCCAGCAGUACCCCACUGGUGAGCCCAAUGAUGGGUGGCUGACCUUUCCUCCUCAUCUCUUCUCCAUCCUCCAUAGGAGCAUCUCUUCUGUCAAGCUUGCCUGGCAUGGAGCAAUGGCCUCUGGAGACAUGCAGAGCUGUUCAAGGGGUUGAGGUGGAUGCAGUGGUGCGGAGGUGCCAGGAGGGUGAGCAGGCUGUGGGCUGGGAAGGCUAUUCCUGGUUGUAAAUACAAUUUUAUAUGGGUUUGGGGACUGUUCUACUGGAAUCCAAUGUCAAGUACACAACAUUUUCUCAAAGCACAGAAGCCUCAAACGUGGGGCUGAACUCACUGCAAAAAAAACAAACUGCUGGGAGCACGGCUGGGGAGGGGAGCAGUGCUGGAGGGGAUGCACUCUGGAACCCACAGCACCUUGUCUGUAGCACUUGCACAGUAAAUCCAGCAUCACUCCAGUAAAAGUGCUGGUGGGAUCUGGCCCAGCGUGUUUCUCUCAGCGCUACUUGGGCACAAGGAGGGUGGGGGGAGGGUUAAAGCCAUUUCCCAGCUGCAAUAAUCCUGGCUGAACUGGCCCUGCUGGGGCUAGCUUAGCUUUCAAUCCUGGGCACUUACAUCCUGAUGAAUUCUCUGACUGUGGCGGGCACUUUACUUCUUCCUAUGGAAGCUCUUUGUAACCGGGGACAGAUGCAAUGUGUUGUUUAAUUUGUAUUGCACCUUAUGUCCUGCACUCAAACCUGCCACACAUCCACCCUGCAGUCAGUGUAAUGACGGAGCUCAGCCCGAGCCCUGCCACAUGGGGCUGUCUGUGUCCUCUCUUCCCAAUGAUGGGAUCCCCUGGUGGGUCAGUCUGCCACGGACAAACUGCCCUUGUACCCAUGGACAGCAAAGGACAGGCCCAUGCCUCUGGGGUCACGGAGGUUGAGUGCUCUUGGCCCCAUGGCCUUGGGGUUUGAUGGUGGUGAGGGCUGCAGGCUCUGAAUCUGGAGCUACCAGAUGGCCCCUUUCUGGGUGGCUCAUGGGUCAGACCCUUCAGCACGGUGGGGCUGGGCAGUUCCUGCCCCAAGGCCUGAAG